Geodia barretti is the source of this 6106-nucleotide messenger RNA. The record is from the annotation of a GenBank genome assembly. Lineage: Eukaryota; Metazoa; Porifera; Demospongiae; Tetractinellida; Geodiidae.
GCCCGUGCAUGGAGAGCUGCGGAUGAAGCCGGAAACAUCGGAAUAUUGACACAAUAUAUUUUGCUUCAGUAUGUUCCAGCAGUGAAUUUUUUACCGGUGGUAUCACUACCUUGUGACAGCUCCACAGACUCUAUAACAAUACCAGGAAAUACAGCCACACUACCAAACCCCUGCAGAAGGCCACUCGAGCUCAGUUAUGAUGAUUCAAAUGCUAACUACACCUGUCCAGUAACUUUCACUCGCAGGUGGACAUUUACAGAUGGUUGCACACAGGAAUUAUCCAUCUUUGAGCAGGAGAUAUCUCUAUUUGAUGUGUGCCCUCUAAAUGCUUGUGGUCAGCCAGAAUCCCCACCUCAUGGUAUCUGUAUACAGGGCAGCUGUUUGUGUAAUAGGCCCUGGUUUGGCGAGCAAUGUGGCAUUCUUAUUCAUUCAGUUGUGGUUGAACCUAUUGACGGCGUUGUCUUGCAAGAGUUGGAAGAUUAUACUAGGACGAUCUCAGUUGUCAAUGGAACACGUCCUUUUCUCUUCUCACUCCUCUCAUCCCCAGACGGGGUGAUAUUGAACCAGAAAACACAAACAGUUUCAUGGCGCAGAGUGCAGGUUGGCAACUACACAUUAACAGUUGAAGUUCAGAAUGAAGUAAGUGUCGAGAGAGUGUCAUGGUCCCUUGUAGUGAGCCCUGGCUAUACUGCAGUCCUGGAUCCAGUGACUGAGAACCUUUACCCUAGAGCAACCCCUAUAGAACUGACUGGUCGAGUCGAGUACUUUGAAGGAAACACAAUUGAAGGUCUCCUUAGAGGGUUUGUGCCAGUCACAAUAGAAAUCAAUGGUCUCAACGGAAGGAGAGAGUUGAAGACAUUCAGUCAGAGAGACAGGACAUUUUCAGGCGUUUUUUACCCAGCCCACACUGAGUAUGGGUCCUACGUGGCUGGUGCCAAACACCCACGUGCACCAAGAGCCACUGACCAAACAAGUUGGGACUUCCUUGGGAUGUCAUUCACCCCACGAAAUGUGCAAUUGAGAGAAGCAACUGUCACUUCAUUUGAGAAGACCUUCCACAAUGUGUCAUUUCUCAUCAAUGAUGGUCCACAAGCCCUUCACAACAUUUUAGUGAUCAGCUCUUUAGAGAACAUGGACCAGCUGACGAUCACAGCAACUCUUAGCCAUUCAGAAUUGCAACCAGGUGAAACUACCUCAAUCGACAUCUAUGUAAAAUCUGCAAGUGCCCUUCAGGCUUCAUUUUCAAUUACAGUACGCUCAGUGGAAGGCACUGAAGCCUCUCUCUUUGUCAACCUUUUCAUAGCACAGAUCCUUCCCAAACUUGUCAUCAGUCCAUCUUCUAUCACCACAAGAGUGGUUAGGGGAACAGCCCGCAGUUUGGACUUCAAUGUCACUAAUGUUGGGAGUAUACCAGCUAACAUGGUGAGAACAGUUUUGCCCAAUGUAGCAUUUAUGUCGCUCGUCAAUUUUGGAACUGCACAGCAGCAAAAUGAACGGCAACUGACGCUGGACAGUGGUGAUUCUGCCAUAUUGACUGUGUUGGUUACGGUCCCUCCAGAAGAACCUCUUGGGGAGAUUUCUGGUAGAAUAGUCAUAUCAUCCAUGGAAACCUUUGAAACUAUUCGCUUUAGGAUACUUGUCUCUUCAGACAUGCUUAUGAACUUGACAGUACUGGUAGAAGAUGAGUACUCCUAUUUUGCUGAGGGGCGACCAUUACUUAGUGGUGCAGUUAUUACACUUACAAGCAGACAGCGUGGUAUUAGAGAGAUGCUGACUACAGGAGAGAGUGGAAUGGUAACUUUCUUGAAUAUCAAUGAAGAUAGAUAUCAGCUUCGGGUCACCGGCCCUAACCAUGCACCGCUUGAACAGAUCUUGGUGACCUCAGCAGAAGAGCCUGUUCACACAGUAUUUCUACCAAGGAGGGCUGUAACGUACUCCUUCACUGUAGUCCCGACCACCUUCGAUGAGACAUACACAGUGACGCUAGAGGCAGACUUUGUGACACAUGUUCCAAUUCCAGUGGUGACCAUAACACCAAGAGAGGUCUCACUGGAGCCAUACGAACUGGGACUGAAAGACACAAUUCAAUACAACAUCACAAACCACGGCCUUAUCAGAGCUGAUGAUGUAGGUUUCCAACUCCCAACUGGACACCCUUUCCUCGAGUUUUCAACUGAUAUUGAAGAGUUUGGUUCUCUUGAGGCACUGACCUACAUUAUUGUUCCGGUGAAGGUUACACGUAUUGAGGGUAGGGAAAAGAGAAAUGUGGCUGCAUGUAUUCUCUACGCAAUUGGAGUCGCAUAUUCCUAUGUGUGUGGUGAUGUCCAGCAUCGUUCUGCCACAGCAAUACUCAGGGGAUUUGGACAGGUGUGUGGGGGAGGUGGCAACAGCGAUAGCAGUGGGCGUAGGGGGAAGAUAUAGGUUGAUUGGCCCACCCAGACGAAGUGGUGACCCAAUCUCUAUCAGUUCUACUUAUACCCCAACGGCGAUCCACUGUGACAAUUGUCUUAUUAGUGUCAUUGGAUGUCUACCCAUCAAACUGCCUGGUUUUAGCUGUACCACUUCUCUUUCUCGCUAGUUUAUAACUUUGGAUCUAAUCCAGAUAGAUCUCCUUUCAAUCUAACUGACAUUGCUGAUUGGUCUAGUCUCAUUGGCUGUAUUCUUUCAGUGAUCCCUGUAACAGCACCAAUUUCAGGAUUAUUUUGCCUUCCUUCCCUGCUCCGUGACUGUCUUGGCGCUGACACAACAAUUGGUCGCAGAAGGCGAAGUCUAGCAAACACUGUUCGUGAAACUAUUCCAUAUUUCUACGCAAUGCACGAGUUUACAUUACUUGGCGUUGAAAUAUUAGGUGAUGAAAGGUGGUUAAGACUAGUAUCUGAUCCACUAUGGGUAUCAGAUGUGUUGCGCCCAGCAUUAGGUGACUCCAGCAGUGGAGGAAUUAUAAUUACUAGAGAUGAGUUUAGCGCAAUCACAAGCUUGCCCCCACCUCGUAAUGCCACAAGGGAAAUGGUGGGAUCCCUGCUGGAAAGGUUUAAUAACACAUUCAUUGGGUGGGGUAAUGGAACACUUGAGCCUCAAAAUGGAUCCAAUAUGGUGUCGUACAGUGCGGUUCAAAACUUCACCAGAAAUGUGCACACUGCCCAUGGACUAAUUGGUUUGGGGGAAGAAGAAUCGUUUCUUGAUUCUUACAAUGAUGUAAUAGAGCAAUACAACAUGAUUGCAGGGGCAGAUGAGGAUGAAGAUGAAGGGGUUUGUGCAGUUGUCAGAAUCAGAAUAGAGCAAGAAAUUGCAUUGACCAGAGAUGCUUUUCUGGCUAGACUAGAGAUUGAGAACAUGGAAGCAACAGAAUUACGGAGAAUUGAAAUGACCUUCCUUAUUACCGAUGUUGGCUCAGGAGCAGUGUCCACUCAACUCUUUGUCAUAGGGAAUGAGACACUGACUGGAGCUCUGAGAGACGGAGAUGGGGGAUGGAUCCUGGCCAGCAGUGAGUCAGGAGCUGCUGAAUGGCUCAUUGUCCCCCUGUCUGAGGCUGCCCCUACUGAAAACAGAAAUUACGACAUUGGAGGGUCAUUUUCAUACGUCUCAAGUGGAGAGAACAUCACAAUCCCACUCCUGCCCACUAGAAUCACGGUAGCCCCAGACCCUUCACUCAUCAUCCACUACUUUUGGGAGAAGUUUGUGAUUGGAGACAACCCAUUCACUGACGAAAGAGAGCCCUCAGUACCAUUUGCUCUGGGAGUGGCCAUCCACAAUGGAGGUUAUGGGACAGCAAUGAACCUGAGGAUAACAUCAGGUCAGCCAGAGAUCAUUGAAAAUGAGAAGGGACUCUUUGUUACUUUUAAGAUUAUUGGAACAAGAAUCGGAGGUGAAAGUGUGAGUCCCUCACUGACAGUAAACUUUGGAGACAUUGAGGCGAUGGAGACAAAGGUAGCCCGGUGGCUCCUCAUCUCCAGCCUUCAGGGGGAGUUCACAAACUAUUCUGCCAGUUUUGAGUACAUGAACCCACUAGGUGAUCCACGACUCUCUGUGUUGGACGAACUUGUCAUCCACGAUCUCAUAAGAAAUGUGGUCAUAUAUCAGGAAGAUGAGAACGACGGUGUCUUAGACUUUCUAGUGAACGAUGCUACUGACUUGUUUGAUAUUCCCGACGCAUUAUACAGCAGCAAGACCUUCACUAGAUACAAUGUGAGUGAAGGAGCAAUCGAAUCAAUCAUUCCUCAAGGUUCUGGUAGUAUAGAGGUCCUUGCAUCCAGCAACUUCAGUGGUUGGGUCUACUUCAGGUUUGAAGAUGUUGGCAGGGUGUUCACUGAAACCAAAAGAAGCAUCAAUUUCACAAAAGCUGUUGAUGGAGAGGUGACUCGACUACCUGCAGAGAAUGCAUGGGUUGCUGGGGAGGCUCAGCCAAGUCCAGACGAUGCAGAUCCAUUCUUCUUGCACAUUAUCGACUACCUGGAUGAGGCUGGGGAAGUUGUCUACCUCUUGAACCCAUGUGUAUCUGAUUGUGCCACAGAUGAACAAGAAUUUGAACCAAUUGUUCCUCCUGUUCCUCCGAUAAAUGUGGAGGUGGAGGCAAUUGGCUCAACCUGGAUCAUCCUCUCCUGGGAGCCUGUGGUCACAUCUUCUGGUGUGUUGAUCCAGCUGGUGCUGGUGAGCGGAGGAGGGACAGAGUACAAUGUCACAGUCGAUAGCCAGAGAGCGAAGUCCAACAUUACCAACUUAGAUGCUGGCGUCAUGUACUCGAUGAGAGUGGUAACUGUGGCAGAAGAUGGACAGAUGAGUUUUCCCAGUCUCCCUGCACUAACAAUGACACAGAUUUCAUUCGACAGACCGCCAGAGAACCUGGUGUUGGAGAGUGCCGGAGUGUCAUGGAUAGUGGUGUCUUGGUCUCUCUUCCCUGGAGAUGUCCUGACUUCAUCCCAGGUCAUCCUGGUCAGUGGUGGAGGGACUGAGAGGAACAUUACUCUAGAAGGCAAUGGGACAUCAGUGAAUGUGACGGGUCUUCAGUCAGGGACCGAGUACUCAUUCAGAGUGAUUGCAAUAGCCAGUGACGGACAGACAAGUACACCCAGUGCCGUUCUCACUGCCAGCACAGCUGGAACUCUAGUUCCCACAGAAGCUUUUUAUGAUACUGUAAUUGGAGAUCCGCUGUUCACGGUGGCUGUACCAGAAGAUCAGUUCAUGUGCUAUGAGAUUCAUGGACAUGCUGGAAAGUAUUUCAACCUCGUUUCGGACACAUGCACCUCCGUUAGUGCUCUUUUUACUGAACUGCCAUUUGAUCCAAGACGCAACAGAAUGAGUGAAAUCGGUAUUUACGCAGUGAGCACACGCAAUACUUGUGCCAAGAUCCAUAUCAGCCUUGAAAACUGUGCAGGUAAUUUGAAUAGUGAGACAGUCACCUCAAUCUAUCAACAAAAUGGUAUCAGUGUGAGACAAUACCUCAAUCGCUGGCGAGUCUCUGUCCCCAAUUGUGACUCCACGCAAUCUCUGAUAAUGUGGAUCUUCUGUGACAGUGAACCAGACAUGCUGCGAUUCCGCAUCGCCAGAGGCAACAACUUGGCUCCCACUUCCCAUGGACUUCUAGGUCAAUUUUGGAACAUUCCAAUUGCUGCAAUAGUUGAUGGCGGGGAACAUUUUGUGGUCCUAUUCAACUCUAUGAGUCCUCACUACCGCCGUAUACCAGCAGAGCUGGCAGCACUCACCUGGGACCACACCCUGGCUCCCUGUUACUAUGUGGGAGACUCUCAGGGUGGCCCCGAGAGAUCUAAUGACCCCAGAGAGUCUGUCAUUGAAGGAAGUGUGGCUUGGUACGAGACAUCUUCUCUGUUUGGAACAUCAUUCUUUUACAGCAAGUUUGAUGAGUCCCAGUGUAAUACUGGUGGAGAUUGAAUUUACUACUCCCUAAAAAAAACUCUUAAACUGCUGAACUGGUGUGUGCUUUAGUAGAGAUAAUUAUUAUUAUUAUUGUUGCUGUGCCUAAAAUGCCAUUAUAGAGCAGGUCAUGCAGUCAAUAGACUUAGCGAGCCCCACUGGGCAAAACCACUAGUACUUAGUGAAAUAGAGGUAGCUAUAUAGCUAACAUGUAGGUUACCAUACAUUUGUGAGAUAC